AUGGGAGGUUUCUGUUCUGUAUGUUUACCAGAGCAUCAAGCACAACAAAUCUAUGAUUCUGUUCAGGCUGAACCAUCAACGUAUAUCCAUCCGAGAAUAUUGGGAAGAAAUCAAUCGACAGGUUCGAGCUUGACAACCGUCUCCUCAAUAUAUUCCUUUAGUAGCAAAUCGAGUUUUACAUCUUCAUAUAAGAGAAGAAGAAUACGAGCAUAUAGAAGAUAUGGAGAAGAGGACACUGCUUCUUCCUUUGAUGAUUCCAGCAAUCAUUUAAAACCACCUUCAUUCACUGGAUCACAAAUCCUCGAAUUUCCUCCUUCAAUGAAUGUAAAUAUUGGAUUAAAGAGAAGAGAAUCUCAAUCCUCCAUUAACAACCUUUCCAAUUCUUGCGAUGAAGGAACUCUCUUACUAGGUGAAUAUUCAAUAAUCCGUCCAACAAUCCCUUCAUCUCCUGUAAAUAAUAACAUUCCACAAAUCACCACUUCCCCUACCCAUUCAAAAGCGUUUGAGAAUCGUUCAAGUAGAUCAUUUGAGACCAAUGAAUCUAGAAGAACCGCAGCAGUUUCAUCUUCUUCACUUCAUAUUUCAUUGUACGGUUCAGAUUCUUGCUCCCAAUACGGUUCACCUUCCCAUUCUUCACACUCUCCAUCCCAUUCUCCUUCCCAUUCUCCAUCAUCGAGACUCUCUUCAAAUCCAUUCAAACCAGCAAACUCAGAUGGUGAAAUGCUCAUGUUAAGAUUACCAACAGUGACAGACUCCAAAUUUAAAAAAUCAAAAUCAACAGGUGAAGUUCAAUACAAUCUUGAAAGAAGAAUGUCACUCUCUUCCAACAUCAUUGUUGAUGGUCCUAAUAGUAGAUUAAAUUCUCUCAAGAGUAGAAAUUAUCUUGUUCAACCAAUAAAAUAAUUCAUUCCUAUAAACACAUUAUGUAAUCAUAUGAUAUUAUUAACUCUAAGGAUAAAUC
Molecule: messenger RNA, 961 nt
Organism: Naegleria gruberi
Lineage: Eukaryota; Heterolobosea; Eutetramitea; Acrasida; Naegleriidae
Exons: 2
Coding region: 1-903 (300 amino acids)
Source: RefSeq, a predicted model, not a curated record